AUGCGGAUGGUGCUGGAGGAGCGCGACCUAUGGGAGGUUGUGAAUGAAAAAGUUAAGCUUGAGCAGCUGGGUAGCGCGCUGGACCAAUCAACAUUUAAGCACAAGGCUCGAACGGCACUUGCAACCAUCUGUCACGCGAUGGAGGACUGGCAAUCGCCGCUGGUUCGCUGGGCCAAGGACGCGUAUGAUGUCUGGUCGCGGCUGGAAGCCAAAAUGGAUGAAGGUGAUGAUGUGCGUCAGCACAUCAAAAAGAUGAAAACUUUGGCGGAGCAGCUCGAUGCGGUGGACGAUUUCGUAACUGAAGAUGACUUGGUUAUCACGCUUCUUUUAAGUCUCAGUGAGUCGUUCGCGUUUCUCAUCACGGCUUGA
Molecule: messenger RNA, 369 nt
Organism: Plasmopara halstedii
Lineage: Eukaryota; Oomycota; Peronosporomycetes; Peronosporales; Peronosporaceae
Product: copia proteinlike
Exons: 2
Coding region: 1-369 (122 amino acids)
Source: RefSeq, a predicted model, not a curated record